AUGGCAUCUGGACAGCACGCAGCGGAGGGUGCCGAGCACGAGGCGCUCGCCCUGGUGCUCGAGCACCUCGUAUCGGCCGGGCCGGUGCACAAGACCCCCGACAAGCUCCAGCCGGGCACCUCGGACCACAACGCCAUCACUCCAGCUCCGAUCUCGGUUCAGGGUCACACGCACUGGUGGGGUCGCUUCUUUCCUGGCCACAUGGAGUCGACGCUGGACCGGCUCUUCGCCGCCCACCACAUGGGCAACUAUGUGGCGGUACGAGGGCAGCCGGGCAAAAGGAUCUUUGAGAGCAUGCCGAUCUACGUGCGUGUAGGCAUGCAUCUGCUGUUCUACAAGAGCAAGGAGCAGUCGUUCCUGCGCUACAAGUCGGUCGAGGAGCUGCUGCAGACCGUCUCGGUCCGACAGGGCAAGGUGUACGACGACGAGUCGGAUCCACAGGCGGUGCUGGAGCAUAUCCAAAAGUUCAUCGCGACCUACUCGAUCGAUACGGCAGAGCUGCUGCAGCCGGAUCCGUCCAAGUAUCCGAACUUCAACUCGUUCUUCUUCCGCAAGCUGAGGCCGGGUGCCCGGCCGAUCGCCGAGCCGGAUAAUGCAUCGAUCGUGUCGUCUUGCGCAGACUGCCGGCUGACGGUGUUCGACAACGUGGCCGCAUCGACCAAGUACUGGAUCAAGGGUGACGGCUUCACCAUCAACAGGCUCAUCGGUGACACAAAUCUGGCAGACAGGAGCUUCCCUCCCGGCAGCUCGCUUGCCAUCUUCCGUCUGGCGCCGGCGGACUACCACCGCUACCACCACCCUGUCGGACCAACAGUGUGUGGACCAACACGACACAUCUCUGGGGAGUACUUUACCGUCAAUCCCCAAGCCGUCAAUGCCAAUUUCGACGUCUUUUCGUCGAAUCGCCGCGACACGCUGCUGCUCAACUGGACACCCAAAGGAGCCGGGACGCCAGUCAUCCCGGUCGCGUUUGUGGCGAUCGGCGCCAUGCUGGUGGGAUCGAUCGGGUGGACAAAUGCCAACCAGGGUACGAGUGUUCAGCGCGGCGACGAGAGCGGCUACUUUGCCUACGGCGGCUCCACCAUCGUCUGCGUCUUCCCGCCAGAGGCCAAGGUACAGUGGGACCUGGACCUCAAGGACAACUCGGCCAACGGCAUCGAGACGAUGGUGCGCGUGGGUGACCGCAUCGGCGUUUCCAACGCUUAG
Molecule: messenger RNA, 1206 nt
Organism: Moesziomyces antarcticus
Lineage: Eukaryota; Fungi; Basidiomycota; Ustilaginomycetes; Ustilaginales; Ustilaginaceae
Exons: 2
Coding region: 1-1206 (401 amino acids)
Biological process (GO): phospholipid biosynthetic process
Molecular function (GO): phosphatidylserine decarboxylase activity
Source: RefSeq, a predicted model, not a curated record